Molecule: messenger RNA, 1564 nt
Organism: Galleria mellonella (greater wax moth)
Lineage: Eukaryota; Metazoa; Arthropoda; Insecta; Lepidoptera; Pyralidae
Gene: PolZ2
Product: mitotic spindle assembly checkpoint protein MAD2B
Exons: 1
Coding region: 280-870 (196 amino acids)
Cellular component (GO): zeta DNA polymerase complex
Source: RefSeq, a predicted model, not a curated record
UUAUUUUUGUGUCUCUUUAAUCUAAUCUGUGAUCUUUAUUUUCAUUUUUCAAAUGAUCAUGUCUUUUAGUUCAAAGAUAUUUAAUAAAUUUUUUUGCAUUUGUUGAAACUUUGCCAAUUUAUUGAAUGGGAUGAAUACUUUCUAAUACCAUGCUUGCGUCAAGUAAUUUAAUAUACAGAAAAUAGUUAUUCGAAAAUAUUAGACGCAGCAGAUUACAAUUCUUGUAUAAAAUUCUGAGAAAGUGACAAACUACUAAUAUUCGUGAGAACUCAUUUAGUAAUGGAUAUUUGUUUCAUCGAUUUAACAGUAGAAUUCCUGGCUGUAGCUUUCCACAGUAUCUUGUAUUACGCAAAUGUAUACCCGAAGAGUAUAUUCGAAACUAGAAGGAAAUACAGUAUAGUAGUGUACCAUUCCAUUCAUCCUGAAGUCAAUCAAUACAUAGAUAUGUGUUUGCGAAGUAUCUCUGAAUGUUUUAAAACUGGACACCUAAGCCGUGUAGUAUUUGCCAUUACUGAUGAUGGUCAUCAUCCUUUACUUAAAUUCGUGUUUGAUUUUCAUAAAAAUGUAUGUUUUGAUGAUGCAAAAGAUGCAUAUUUAGUUCAAACUGAGCAGAACCUCCGUGCAUUUUUACUUAAGCUGUCGUCGAUAAGUGAGAAGUUUAAUAAAUUGCCAGAAGACAUCAGUUUCACAGUAUAUCUUCACACCAAUGAGUCUACAGCUGUUGCAAUAACAACAAAUCCAAGUUUGGAGGAUUUCCCUUUGAUUGAGAAUGAAGAGAAUACUGCAGAAUCAUCAGAGAUUCUCCCUCUAAGAAGUUUUCCUGUAAGAAGUUAUAAUAUGGAUGUUUAUAUGGAAAUGAUGACUUUAUAGUAAAUCAGCAAUUUUCCAUAGUUUUGCCAACAGGAAUUAUAUAUAUAUAUUCUAUUCUAUUCUAUCCAUUUAAGAGCUGCGCUCUUGUUGGUGGAGCUCUUGCCACUCACUACGAUUUUCAGCGAGUCUCUUCACCUCUUGAUAUGACACGACACCAACUCCUUCCUUGAACUGCCUGAUGUAACUAUGUCUCGGUCUCCCUCUCCCCCUUGUUCCUUCUAUCUUACCUUCUAAUAUAAUGUUCAUAAGUUCGUCGUGUCGUAUCAAGUGUCCUAACAUUUUUUUUUUUUUUAUAUAUAGUAUUUUAUAUUAUGUUAGGAUGUAUAUUGCCUAUGUGACAGAUAUGUAUGUAUGUUUCAAAUAUAAUUCAGAUUUGUUCAGAUGAUGAUUGUUCAUGAUUGAGCAACAAACAUCCAAACAUGUUUAUAAAUUUGCACAUCUAUAAUAUUAAUAGGAUUGAAUACUGUUCAACAAUAUGUGUGUAAUAAUAGGUGAUUAAGGGAACUUAAUUCUAGAAAGAUGGCCAGCAGUGUUCCUUUUAAAACAUCUCUAAAAGCUCAACUGCGGUUGUCAACCUGCCUGCCAAGUGUGGCAACUACUGGCAGAACUCCCUUUAUGUUCAUCAGAGGUUGUUAUUUACACAAUUUUUUUGUUUGUAUUAUACAAAAGAAAAAUAAAUAUAUAAAUAUACAUA